This is a messenger RNA of Rhodotorula toruloides NP11, 1509 nucleotides long. RefSeq names its product aldehyde dehydrogenase. The transcript has 7 exons. Gene Ontology annotation, biological process: aldehyde metabolic process. Gene Ontology annotation, molecular function: aldehyde dehydrogenase (NAD+) activity. The record is from RefSeq and is a predicted model, not a curated record. Gene Ontology annotation, cellular component: cytoplasm. Bases 1 to 1509 code for a protein of 502 amino acids. NCBI's taxonomy places the organism in Eukaryota, Fungi, Basidiomycota, Microbotryomycetes, Sporidiobolales, Sporidiobolaceae.
AUGAAUGACACGAAGCUCCUGACGCACCUCAAGUCGGUUCAUGCUGCCGCGGAGGACGGGACGACUUCCUACCCUCGCUUCAUCCAGGACCAGCUCAUCAAGCUCCACAACGUACUCUCCGAAUCGCGCGACGAGCUCCUCCAAGCCCUCCAAGCCGACGCGGGCCUAACCACCGCCGAAGCGCACGUCGAACUCGCCGAGACGCUCCAGCUCGUCAAGCGCUUCGCCGUCGAAGAGCUCGACUAUGAGAAGUGGAACAAGGAGAGGAAGAAGGCGUUGAAGGAGGAGGGCGUCAGCAGGAGCGGGAAAGGGGUGGUGGUGGUGGUGGGCGAGGCUGCUGCUCCCGUCUACUCGGUCAUUGGCCCAUUUGCGACGGCAGUGGCAGCCGGGAAUGCCGUCGUCUCUCUCCUCGCCCCGGAGACCAAAGCCGUCUCGUCUCUCCUGGAAACAAAGCUCAGCACCAAACUCGACCGCUUCGCCUACUUCUUCACCCGCUCCGCCUCUCUCUCCGACAUCCUCUCUGUCUCUUCCCUCCCCUCUCCAGCCCUCAUCGUCGGUCGCAAUCUCUCCUCGAUCCCCGACUCCCUCCCUCGCCUGCUCAACACCUCCGGCUCGUCCGGGUCCACCGUCUUGAUUGACCGUCUCUCGCCCGCUGCGCACCAAAACAUCGCCCACCUCGCGCGCCUCAUUGUGCGCGGCAAGCUCCAUGCACUUGGUAGACUGCCAGGUUCGGUCGCCCGUGUGUUGGUGCACGAAGAAUCGGCGGGAGUCGUGUUGGAUGCGGUUGUGCAGGCGCUCAAGGAGGCGUAUGGGGUUGAUGCAGCGCUGUCGGGCGAUUAUGGCCGGAUGAGGGGUGAGUGGGACGGGGAGAAGAAGGUCAGGGCGGAAAGGGAGAAGGGAGAGGGGAAAGUCGUGUGCGGCGGAGCGAAGGGCGCGAAGGAGGAGGAGGGAUACUUCCCGCCGACGAUCGUCGAGCAGCCGAGUCUCACUUUCCUGCGCCAGGACCCGGCAGGUCCGAUCCUUUCCUUCGCAACUUUCGCCUCGCACGAAGAUGCUCUCGUCCUCCUUAGCAAGAUGGACAGCCAGACGCUCUUCCUCUUCUCGGACGACCCGCACAACCUGAACUACCUCGCUGUCGAAGCGGGCGUGCCAACUGUCUACACGAACGACAUCCCUGUCUCUGCACUCUACGAACCCGCUCGCAACCUCACCGAUAUCUCCAACUACACGCUCACGACCCGCAUCAUCCGGCCCCCGUCCGCAUCGUCACCCACCUCGAAGCUCUUCGCGCCCUUCACCUCCCCCCGCCUCUCCGCCCUCACCUCCCUCUUCCCGCGCGAACGCACCCUCAAGUUCAUCCGCGCCAAGCACUCAAACUCGAUUCUCCGAGUCUUCUUCCUCCAGGGACUGUUCAUCAGUGUCGGGACAAUUCUAGCGUGCUUGCUCGGAACGACGGGUUACGGCGCGUACCUUGGUUUCGGGUACUUGAGGAGGCGGUUCUUCCUGUAG